UGAGGCCGUGUCCCAAUGGGAGCACCAAUGCUCUGCAUUAUUGUUUAUUUGUUUCUUUUUUUGCACAAAGAAGGAAGAAGUAGAAGAGUCGGUUUAGAUUGCAGUCACACCAGAGUGAUCACUGAGAGGAGAGCAGGCGAACAAGACAGACAGAACGUGUUUGUGCUUCUGAGAGAUAAGAUUUUGUCUCAGUCAUCAACAAGGAUGUUCGUUCUCAUCUGGGUGACUCUGCUCUUCGCUGUGAGAAGCAGCAAUACUCAGACUGAUGUCAAUGAAUCUAGAAUCUCUAAAGAGACAACCCUAAAAUGGAGUAGUACUCUGAAACUGAACUGCAGUGCUGACGGUUCCUCUCCACGUGACGACACUGGAACGACCACAUUUGUCAUCCCUCAUGCGACAGCAGAAUCUUCAGGGCAGUACACCUGUAAAGCAACACAUCAGAAUGACACCCUGAUGAAGGAAGUAAACGUAACAGUGACAGAUAUGAAGACACCUGAAAUAACUGGAAACAUAAAGGAGGGUGAUAAUUUGAAUCUGACAUGCAAUGUUGAAAGUGACCCUCGAGGCCAAAACAUCAGCAAUGGAACUGAAACUGACUGGCAGAACAACACUGUUUUUCCACUUCUCAUCCAUAAUGUAACAGCAAAACUUGCCGGACAGUACAUCUGUACAACACAACAAAUGGACACAAAUGUGACCUCAUUGUACCCAGAGAUCCUAAGCAGCUCUGGAUGCACAACUCAGUCAGGAGUUCUGACCUGUACGUGUAUCGUUCAGGGCUUUCCUUUACCCACCAUAGAAUGGAAGUUGAACCAUAUUGUGAACUCUAUCAUUACCACAGUGUCAAACCAUACAAUCAACAGCACCUUCACCCUAAAAGUAAAAGGCCGAGGUAACACUAGUGUCGAGUGUGUCAGCAACGGGAAAGUAAAAAUGACCUUCAACAUAGACAAAGAAGAAGAAGAUUAUCUUAAAACAAUCUUAAGAAUCGUGACAGAGCUGGAAACCGCCAUUGCAUUUUUGACUGGCAUUCUUCUUUCUUCAGUCACAUGCUGUUUGAUGAGAACAUGCCGAAGAAAAAAAACGAGGACCAAGGAAAAUCUGGCUGAGGCUGGUGGACUGGAGAUGGUGACAAGUGACGGAGAUCUACUGAUAGAUGCUGACCAUGUAGUGGAAGGUAAUCAGGCCAUUGACCAAGAAGCAGCUGAAGCAGGAGGAGCUGUGGCAGCAGGGAAAUCGGACGUGGAGUACUCCAACCUUGAUUUCUCCUUGAUUAAAGACAGACAGGACGCAACAAGGGAGACACCAGGGACCACAGAGACGGAGUAUGCUGAAAUUAAAAAAGCAAUGACGGGACAAGAUGGAGAAGGUAUAGAGGAGGAUGAGGAGACAGGGCAUUGUGCGCCAGUUGUGGAGGAAGAAGAGGAUGUAGCACUGUAUUCCACUGUAAAGGAUGUAAUGGAUGACAGUUUUAAUGAGGAUAGUGCUGGUUAGUUGUUUGAGGAUGAAGUUAGAUCGGAUGUGAACAAAAUGUGUUUCUGCAAACCAAACUGAGCCGUGGUAAGAUUUAAACCAAAGAGACAUUGUUUAACUGUCAUAAUGUAGUCAUUCAUUAUUUUGUGAUUCAAAAAACUGUAACAGCACUGACCACUGUACAGUGGUUUAUAAAAGAGCAUGCAUAUUACAUGUACAAAGAAAAAAAAAA
Messenger RNA from Larimichthys crocea (large yellow croaker), 1705 nucleotides. Its product is annotated as CD166 antigen-like. Gene Ontology annotation, biological process: cell adhesion. Gene Ontology annotation, molecular function: sialic acid binding. Gene Ontology annotation, cellular component: plasma membrane. The transcript is spliced from 8 exons. Lineage: Eukaryota; Metazoa; Chordata; Actinopteri; Sciaenidae. The coding region runs from base 16 to 1494 and encodes 492 amino acids. The record is from RefSeq and is a predicted model, not a curated record.